Messenger RNA from Coccidioides immitis RS, 372 nucleotides. RefSeq lists its product as uncharacterized. The transcript has a single exon. The record is from RefSeq and is a predicted model, not a curated record. NCBI's taxonomy places the organism in Eukaryota, Fungi, Ascomycota, Eurotiomycetes, Onygenales, Onygenaceae. The coding region runs from base 1 to 372 and encodes 123 amino acids.
AUGGCAGAGUUAUCCCAAAAUGAAUAUAAUAUUAUCACUCAAUAUCCCUUAAGCGACUCUUUUAGUUCUGUGUGUCGUCUGCUAGAAGAGGCAGAGCACACCCGCCAAAUAUCCUCUGAUGGCACUCCCGAUGGCCUUGAUCAAACGCGUCAAGCGACGGUAUCUAAGCUCCUCGUCAUCCUAAUGGGCGAGAAGGCAGCUUUCAACCUUCACCCACGAACCGGCAGCAAAAAUGUUGCGUCAGAACUAUCAAGAUUAUUUACACGUGUUCAAGAGGGGAACUUCGUCUAUGAAGAAUACCACCGAGUAAUGCGCCUGAUUUUUGAGAAGGCACCAACUGCUGAUAUCUGGAAGGCCAUCUUAAUGGGAUGA